This is a messenger RNA of Physcomitrium patens, 2150 nucleotides long. NCBI's taxonomy places the organism in Eukaryota, Viridiplantae, Streptophyta, Bryopsida, Funariales, Funariaceae. The record is from RefSeq and is a predicted model, not a curated record.
AUUUGUGGCACGGUCUGAAGACGCGGUUUUGCCGUCACGUAUACUUGGUGAUGCUGGAGCUGCAGAUGUUCAUGUUUCAGUCGAUAUUGGGGCGAAUGUUCGACCCCCUCGAUUUCGCAGUCUCAAAGGAAAGAUAUAAAAACGGUAGCUCGUCAAAUGGCUCUACGAAGGCUGUUGCACAGCGUGUUUGCGAAAAAAUGGAAGAUUUGCCUUCCAAGAGUGAGGAAAAGGUGAAAGGAUUGCACGAUAGUACUUUCCGUGACGUCAGAGACAUCUCCAAUUAGCAGCCUCUUCUAAAAGCUGAAGCAAGCAUUGACAUGGUGGAAGCUUUGAAGAUUUUAGAACCUCACAAGGCUUCGGGACAAUCCAAUUUUAAUGCAGGUCCUCUUCCUACUGAGCUUCGCGGCAAUCUCAACGAUCAAUCGACUGCAGAUAAUGGAUUCAAUACACGAGUUAAUGUUCUCUCUAGGAGCAGAUUACCUACCACAUCUGGUCCAAUGGAGGAUAAUCUGGCUUGGGUGUCUAUCAGAGGAAGCCACGCUCCUCUAGAUCUUAGUCUUAAACUCACGGCUCGUUUCUCUUCUCCAGAUUCAUUUCACUGGUGCCACCGUUUGAGUUCAAAUGUUCACUGUCAAGGUGUGCAACAGUUUUCACAAGGACUUGGAGUCAUGAGUAGAAAAUCAGACAUCGUUCGACAGAUGGCAUAUUCAGGACGAGAUGCAGAUGAUGAAAUGCGAGGAGCAACAUUCUGGAGUUCACUGCAUUCAUGGGUUUAUCCCGAGUCGACUUUGCCCCCAACUGUGCUAUCUGUAAUGUCUUCGGCUGGAGCUCGUGGAGGGGAAGAAGAAGGGGCAUUUCUUUCCAAAAGACUCCGUGCUUGGGAUGCUGCAUUUCGGUCGCUGUAUUACAAUUUUCGCUCCCAAUUUCCCCCCGUGUUUUAUGGUAAAAUGUUUUACACACUUGCUUCAGUUGGCGUAUUUGGCGUGGGUGUAGUUUGUAUGCAGCAAUAUGUUGCAAUGUUUGUUGGUGGUGGAAUUGGGGGAAGAAAUCGAGAUGCUUGCAAUGCCUACCUGACCCGCUCAACUCGAGGAGUGCGAGAACUUCUUCUUGAACAUGAUGUCAAGUUCUCAAUGCCUUUCAAUGCGUCUGGAGAGCCCACGACUACAGGUGAAGACCUUCAAGAUUUGUUCGAGUUUGAGAAGUCUAACCCUGACCAGACAAGAGUGGCUAAUGAAAGAACAGCUUCAGACAAUAGUCCACAAUCAAUGUUGUGCUUUGAAGGUUCCUCUGAUGUACAUCGAUUUUAUGAUUUCCUUCUUAAUCACAGAUCUCUGUUAAAUUCCACGGCUGCCAUGGAUGUUCCGGUCCUUUAUGCGCCAACGGCUUUCGAUAAUGCAUCUCUGAGUGUUCUUGAGAUUACCUGCAAACAACUGAAACGUUCAGAUGGCUGUAUUCAGCCUCAAAUACGUGAUGAUAAGGUGAAGGUCAGUCGGAAUAGUUCAGAAACAGCUAGCGAUACAACGUACAUAAUGGAGACCAAAGGGUCCUUCCUUCCUCCAUGGGUUAUCCUACGAUUGUGUACAGUAGUACAAGAAUCCCAGCCUCUCGGUUUCUCUGCACGAUUCGUGACAGAACCUCUCACCAUGGGGCUCAACAUAGCCCAAGGAGAGAUAACCCACAAUGCAAAUGCUGCGAGCUUCAAGAGUUUUUUCUCAAAAUCAAAUGGUGUUACAAAUUGUGAUACGAUAUCUAAAACAAAGACUGAGUUCUUCCCUACGUCAGAAUGCGAUCAUUCCUCUGGUUUAGGGACUGCUGUCGUGAAGGAACUCAGAUAUAAGGACAAUUCUUACAAGGUAUCUUUAGCGCCUCUUCAACUGGCAACUUCCCUUUGAGAUUCAAACAGGAUCCUUCCAGAAUUGAUUUGUAACCAUAGUUUUCCUGCAGAAGUGCCUAUCUAAUUUAUGCAAUACAAUGAAUCAUGUAUGCAACAUAUUCCCUGAGUGACCAAGAUGGGGCAUAGUAGCAGGGCCAAGCUGGUUUUGCACUUAGUACUCAAAUAUUCAUUUAUUUUAAACAGCGUUUGAGAACUGCGUAUCUCCUUAGUGUUGAACUAAAAUACGAAAUUCAAACAUAAGAUUCUUCUUUCGAAA